CGCGCUCUUCGUCUGGGGCUUGAGAACCCAGAGGAAGUGUGCGCGCCGCAUAAGCGCGAGCCGAGUUUAAAAGUGAUUUAACGGCAGGUUACUUUAUUUCUUAAAUCGGGUGUGUGAGAAAACGCUUCGUCGUGUACGACUGUAACGAGAAAAAGCAAUGAGUCGUUAAAUAUUCUGCGGUUUUGUCAAUGUAGGGUCGAUUUUUUUCGGGAUAAGACAUGAGAGACCAAGGUGAGAAACGUUAGCUAAGUUGGUUAGCAGGUCCGCUAACAUUUAACGAUAUAUUUUUUAAAGGUUAUUUGGAUUGGCAUUAAAGCUGAAAAAAACAAACAAACAAACAAGGACUUCAACUGGAAUUAAAGCUGUUUUUGCUGCUAGGACUGUAUAUAUUUUAAAGCACAUUUUGGGGAUAUAUUUGAUCAUUCAUGUACCGUUUCAAAAAAGUAGGUUACCAAACAAGGUGCUAGAUGGUGAGUGGAACGGCUGUGCGUAAUGCUGAAACGACUCACCCGGAGUCAGAAUGAGUGUCACAGAUGGCGAGGGCAUAGCUAGCCAAGAUGGCCGGGCCUACGUUAUUCAAAUCUACCCCCGCCUCUCCUUGGAGACAGCACCAUGCUGCAUAGUCAGAGUGCGCAAAGAGGCCACGGCGGCAACCGUCAUCCAGGACGCAGCUGCCACCCUGGGCCUGGAUGUCUCCAAGUGCUACGUAUUGGCUGAGGUGAAGGAGAGCGGAGGUGAGGAGUGGGUCCUGGAGGCCACGGAUCUGCCGGUGCACAGAGUCUUGCUGUGGCCCAGGAAAGCUCAGGAGGAGCACGCGCAGAGUGAGGGAUUCUACUUCAUCCUGCAGGAACGCAAUCGUGAUGGCAGCAUCUGCUAUGCUCACCUUCCUACUGUCUGUAGAGAUCAGGAUGCUCAGCACCUGGUCGCUCGGGGCUUCCUGCCCCCCUGCCUCGAGGACGUCAACGACCUAUGUAACCUUCCCAUCCUCAACGAGGACACUAUCCUGGCCAACCUACACAGCCGUUUCCAGAAGAAGAAGAUCUACACGUAUGCCGGCAGCAUCCUCGUUGCCAUUAACCCUUUCAAGUUCCUUCCCAUCUACAAUCCCAAGUACGUCAAGAUGUACGAGAACCAUCAGCUGGGUAAAUUGGAGCCCCACAUCUUCGCCAUCGCAGACGUCUCUUAUUACACUAUGCUGCGUAAGAGGAUCAACCAGUGCAUUGUUAUAUCCGGGGAGAGCGGCUCGGGCAAAACGCAAAGCACUAACUUCUUGAUCCACUGCCUGACUGCUCUGAGUCAAAAAGGAUACGCCAGCGGGGUGGAGAGGACCAUCCUCGGAGCGGGGCCUGUCCUGGAGGCAUUUGGCAACGCAAAGACCGCCCACAACAACAACUCCAGCCGCUUCGGGAAGUUCAUACAAGUCAACUACUUGGAGAGCGGAGUAGUCAGGGGGGCAGUGGUCGAGAAGUACCUGCUGGAGAAAUCCCGCUUGGUGUCCAGAGAAAAAAAUGAAAGAAACUACCAUGUGUUUUAUUACCUGCUCGUGGGAGCAUCUGAGGAGGAACGCAAGGAGUACAAGCUCCUGCAGCCAGAGAACUACAGCUACCUCAAGCAGCAAAACUUUACCAUAGAGGAUGCAGACGACCUUCGGCACGACUUUGAGCGCCUGCAGCAGGCCAUGGAGAUGGUGGGCUUCCUUCCUGCCACCAAGAAACAGAUAUUCUCGGUGUUAUCGGCCAUUUUGUACCUGGGCAACGUCACCUACAGCAAGAAAGCCACAGGCAGGGACGAGGGACUGGAGGUGGGACCACCUGAGGUGCUCACUAACCUCUCAGAACUUCUCAAGGUCAAAGAAGAGCUGCUAGUCGAGGCACUAACAAAGAGGAAAACGGUUACUGUCAAUGAUAAGCUGAUCCUUCCCUACAGCCAUAGUGAGGCGAUCACAGCACGAGACUCUAUGGCUAAGUCUCUGUACAGUGCCCUGUUUGAUUGGAUUGUCCUACGCAUCAAUCAUGCGCUGCUCAAUAAGAAGGACAUGGAGGAAUCUGUUCCGUGUUUGUCCAUAGGCGUUCUGGACAUCUUUGGCUUUGAGGACUUUGAGACCAACAGCUUCGAACAGUUCUGCAUUAACUAUGCUAAUGAACAGUUGCAAUAUUACUUUAACCAGCACAUCUUCACACUGGAGCAGGAGGAGUAUCAGGCCGAGGGCAUCACGUGGCACAACAUCGACUACACUGAUAACGUGGGCUGCAUUCACCUCAUCAACAAGAAACCUACCGGACUCCUCUAUUUACUGGACGAGGAGAGCAAUUUUCCCCAUGCCACAGAUAUAACCUUGCUGGCCAAAUUUAAGCAGCAGCACGAGAGAAACCACUACUUUGUGCCCACGCCUGUGAUGGAGCCUGCCUUCGUCAUCCGCCAUUUUGCUGGGAAGGUCAAGUACCAGAUCAAGGAUUUCCGGGAGAAGAAUACGGACCACAUGCGGCCGGACAUCGUGGCCCUGUUGCGCAGCAGCGAUCGGGCCUACGUGCGCCAGCUGAUUGGGAUGGACCCGGUGGCCAUGUUCCGCUGGGGCAUCCUCCGUGCCGCCAUCCGUGCCCUUGCUGCCUUCAACGAAGCCGGACGCCGCUGGGCCGCCAAAACUUCUGGUGUGGUUAGACCAGUUUCAAGAGUUCCACUGGGAGAGCUGCAGAGGUCCAACACGCCCAUCGAGAGGAUGUAUCGCCAGGCUUCUAUGCUCGAUUUCUCUUUUGAUCUCUCAGAGGAGCGCCCCCUAGAGGCUUUUGAGGACAUCUUUGCUAGUUAUGAGAGUAAAAACGACAUGCAUGCUCAAAUUAUCAGCUCCAUUAAGGACUUGCAGUUGGAUGGCGAAGACCCACGUAAGCUGCUUCAGUCCUGGGGUCGCCUGCGCUUCCCACGCCACCUUCUUCAGAAGAACAAGAACACCAAGCACAAGCAGCUGAUUCCGAAGAACCUGCUGGACUCACGCUCACUGAAGUUCAUUGUUGGCCUUCAUGACCGCACUACCAAGUCUCUCCUUCACCUGCACAAGAAGAAGAGGCCCCCGAGCAUCAGUGCUCAGUUCCAGACUUCUCUCAGUAAGCUGCUGGAAACUCUGGCGAAGGCUGAACCCUUCUUCAUCCGCUGUCUGCGCUCAAAUGCUGAAAAGAAGGAGAUGUGUUUUGACGAGGCACUGAUCCUACAACAGCUACGUUACACGGGCAUGCUUGAGACCGUGCGCAUCAGGAGGUCCGGAUACGGUGCCAAAUACACCUUCCAGGAGUUCCUUGAGCAGUUUCGCGUGUUGCUGCCAAAAGAUGCGUCUUCUCCAGAAGAAAUCUCGACUCUGCUAAAGAACCUCGACCUCGACCCAAAGACGUACCAGAUAGGCAAAACUAAGGUGUAUCUCAAAGAGCUGGAAAGGCAAAAGCUUCAUGAUACUCUCCACAAAGACGUCAUGCACAAAAUCGUUUUCCUGCAGCGCUGGUUCCGAGAUAAGUUGCAGAGAAGGGAGUUCCUUCAGAUGAGACAGGCAGCCAUCGUUCUUCAGCGCUCGUGGCGUGACUGCCGCGAGAGACGUGGUCGAGCAGCAACUCUUAUUCAGGCAGCAUGGCGUGGAUUCAAACAGAGAGCCAAAUACCAGAACCGGCGAGCCUCUGUAACCAAAAUCCAGGCUCUGGUCCGAGGCCAGUCCGCUCGAAGAAGGUACUCUUCACUGAAGGAAGAGAAGAGGAAGAGAGAAGAGGAAGAAGCUCUACGGAGGAAAGAGGAGGAGGAAGAGGCAGCCAGGCGAGUCCAGGAGGAAGCAGAGGUGGCCCGAAAAACCCAAGAGGCCGAGGAGGCAGCCAGACAAGAGAGAGAGGCAGCUGAGGCUACCAGGAGGGCACAAGAGGAAGCAAAGCGACUAAGAGAUGCAGAAGAGGCGGCUAGAAGAGAGAAGGAGGCAAAGGAGGCGGCAGCGAAACUCUCUGAAGAGAACACAAAGAAGGAAAGCCCAGAGAUGCAACUUAAUAAUCAAGCUGUCAUAAAAAUGGACGGACAACAGGAAAACCAGCAGACUGAGGCUGGUCCUCAGCAUGAAGCAGAGCUCCAGGAUAGUCAAAUAAAACAUGUGCACAAUAAGAGUUUCGUUGUUUUAGAGAAGCACAAUGAAGACAUGCGAGCUGUCCAAGAAGCUACCAAAGGCUCUAAUAUUGCAUUACCAGCCAGUGAUAACCCCUCAAUUACUGUUACUGCCCUCCCUAAAACGUCCCCCAAACUUUCUGUGGAAGACGAUGUAAAAAGCUCUCCAACUGGCAGUUCAACGGCUAACACCAUUCAUUCUGACCCAGGCCGGUCCAGAGGUCCGCCUAUGGGAAAGCUUCCUGCCUCCCGGAGUCAGGAAAAGAGGGAGCUGAGGAGGCAGCGUGGUUUAGAACACAGCCAGAGGGAGAGUGUGCGUGCAGCUGCAGCAAGCAAAGAUGAGAGCUGCAAAGAACUCGACCAGUACACCUUUAUAUCCCAGAAGGUCGAGAAGCCUAAGAAAGAGACUGAAGAUAAAGAAGAGAAGGUAAAGAAAGAAGCUGUGACCAGUCCGAUCAGGCCCUUGACUUUACCCCUGGAAGUGCCAGUGUCUAACGAUCCCAAACGCGCUCCAAGGACCAAGGACGUGCCAAGUCAGGAAAAGAGCAUCACCCAGCACGAGAACAUGUUAAAAGAGCCCAGACCCCAGCAGGAUCAGAGGACUAAGACGUUAAAGACCUCCCGGUCAUUAGAUGAUGUAUCCGAGACCUCAGAAGUCCCUACAGGUUUUCAGGGCAACGUGCCUUAUCGGAAGUGUCCCAGACGCAGACAUCGACUAGACUUUGUACGUAACUGCUUGAAUGAUAAAAGUGCAGAAAUGGAGGAUGUGGAGUUCUGGAUGUACUCUCACACAAUCCCUGUACAGCCCAUGCCUCGUGUUGUGGAGGGUCCACAUGGAGGAAGAGUAGGCAGUGUGAAAAGGUCACCGCAGGACGAAGGCCCUCACGCCCAUCCUCACACUCCCGAGAGGUCAACAGGCUUCUUCAGGAAGAUCCUGAAGAAACGUCCUCAUAAAGAGGCUCAAACUCCAGAAGACGGAGACCUGACGAUGGCAGCUGCUUUGAGUGAAAAAGAGAGCACCCACUCCGUCCCAUCUUCACACACACAUCAUUCAGAGCCUCCCAGUGGGCGUCCGAGUCGAAACCCCACUAUUAAGAUCAGCCGUGCCACACGGGUCACAGAGCAUUGGAACGCCUCGCUGGACCGAGAGAUCACCAAUGCCAACGAGCUCCGGCAUCUCGAUGAGUUUCUGGGAAAUCAGGUGAAUGACCUGCGCUCGAGAGGAAAGCAGCUGUCGGCGACGGAGCACAUCUUUAUCACAGCCACCAUGCAGUUCAGAGAGAACAUCAAAAGCAUGUACUCUCUCUCAAAGCCUCACAUUGGAUAUAAGGGUCUGAUGAGGGGCUACCAGAACAAGGUGAUCAGUUUAGCCGGUGAGCAGCAGAAAUGCGAGGUGCAGCUCGUUGUCAAUCUGUUCCAGUCUGUGCUGGAUGGGUUUAUCAGAGGAGAGAUCAAAAGGGAGGAGGCUGAACCGGUGAAGCCUCCAAAAGGUCGGAAAAAGAGGCGGAAAAAAGACAAGAAUACGGAGAGUCAACUGGACCAUGUGUUCAGUAACUUCCAGGUGAACAUAAUGCAGUCGUGUGACCAGUGCUCCUCCUACAUCUGGGUGAUGGAGAAAGCCUAUGUGUGCAGCUAUUGCAAGCUGGUUUGCCAUAAGAAGUGUCUGUCCAAAAUCGUUACAGAUUGUAAUACGUACUGCUCAAAAAAGAGUGAAGAGGACUCUGGUUGUCAGCACUUUGGCGUGCGUGUAUGCCGCCUGGUCGAUGAUAAGGUCCCGGUCCCCAUGGUUCUGGAGCUGAUGCUGGAACAUGUGGAGAUGAAUGGCCUCUAUACUGAGGGCAUCUACAGGAAGUCCGGCUCAGCCAACCGUAUGAAGGAGCUCCGGCAACUUCUGGAAGCUGAUCCUAAUAGUGUGUGUUUGGAGGACUACCCCAUCCACACUGUAACUGGUUUGGUGAAACAGUGGCUGAGGGAGCUCCCUGAACCCUUAAUGACGUUUAAUCACUAUAACGACUUCCUCCAUGCAGUAGAAUUACCUGAAAAGCCGGAACAGGUUCUGGCCAUCUACAGGGUUAUAGAGGAGCUCCCUACAGCCCACUACCAGACUCUAGAGAGACUCAUUUUCCACCUAGUCAGGGUGUCAAGGGAGGAGAAGAGUAACCGGAUGACUCCAAACUCCCUGGCCAUUGUUUUUGCCCCUUGCAUCCUGCGUGGCCCUGACAGUGCAGACCCACUCCUCAGCAUGAAAGAUGUUGCCAAGACAACCACGUGUGUAGAGAUGCUGAUUAACGAGCAGAUGAGGCGGUACAUAGAAAGGCUGGAGGAGAUUGAGCAGCUGGAGUAUGCUGAGACACUGGCAAAGAACCAACUCAAGCUGAAGAGAAGCAACACUAGCUGGCCUUUACCUCUAAGGUUUACCUCUCCUUAUAAAGGAGUAGCGGUAAAGGAGAAACCUUCUGACCUGCGUGUUGUUCCUGAGAAUGAACCACUUGACUCAGAUACAGAGGCUGAGAGGAACUUGAUGGAGCGAAUCAAGUCCAUCAAACAGGAAAAAGAGGAACUGGUCUGCAGGCUGCCAGAUAUGGAGCAGCCGGGUUCGGAUCAGGAGAAUCUGGACUCUGAGGCUUCGGCUAGCUCAGAGAGUCUGUUAGAUGACCGGACCACCUGUUUGGACAUGGAAGGUAGAAUGACCAUUGUACUGCAAACCCGUAAAACUAAACCUUCUAGCUCAUCCUCGUUACCCCAAUUGACUUCAUCGGGAAGUCAGAACUUCUCCUGUCCCUCCUCUCCUGUAGCCACUUCCUACAGAAACCAGCUCCAGCGCCGUUAUCCCAUCAUCCCCUGCACGCUGCGCCUGCCCCCUGGCGUCUUCACGCUUGUACAGAGACGGCCGAGACCCGGACGCCGCAAAGACAGCAUCCAGUCGCUCUUCAUCGGCUCUGGGACUGAAUUAGAUGCCUUGUCCUCUGCUUCGUCUUCCUCCUCUAUCCCACAGAAUCUCCUGGUCUCCUCCAGACGCUUCUCAGACCCUGACAUUGCUCAUAUCCAGGACGGUGUUUGAUUUACGCCUUUAGUAACGGUUCAGCCAGGACGACUGUUCCUACUCGCCAAGCACUUUCCCCCCCAUCAUUAUUAUUAAUAUAGAUUUUUAAUAGACUUUUUUUAGUGCAGAUUUAUGGUGCAGCCUCAUGGGGCUAUCAUAAACCUAAAUUCUAUGCUUCAUAUAAAAAUUUUUUUUUUAUUUUAUGGACAAAGAGCAUGAUGUUGCACCUUUCUACUUUUUUUUUUUUGUUUGUUUUUGUUUUUUUUAAAACAGUUUUUCAUUGUGCCUUUGGUUUCUUGUCAGUGUAUAAAUUCAUGUUUGUACUGUUUCUCCUGAGGGCAAGACUUUUUUGGAAAUGACCUCACACUUUAAACACUUAAAAAUAAUAAUAAUAAAAUACAAAACCCAGACACUUUCACACCCAUUUUCCUCCAACUCAUUGCUGGUGCAGAUUCUGAGGACCAACAAACUUUUUUUUUUUUUUUUUCUUUCUUUCUUUUUUUUUUUUUUUAAUAUAAGGAAGCUUUUAGCAGUCAAAAGUUUUAGCAGAUUUCUUCAUUUUCUUUUUUGGCUGAGAGUGUUUUACCAUUCAGAGUUAAUUAUUAGUAAAAUAUACGCAGCACACAGAGAGAGAAAGCAGUAUGUAUGUACAUGUCCGGAUUACUUUUAGCUAUUUAUUCUCCGUGUACAGUUGCGCAGUUUAGUGGACUUCUUAGAUAAACAAUUGAUCCUGAUCCUAACAGGGUCGCUGAUUUUAAUGGUAUGUAAAUAACUUCAUGACCUUUGUCUUGUUAUGCUGGAAACGGUUCAACAUUAAAUCACCACGCACCAUGUUGGUGGAAAAUCUCUUUUUGUGGACUGUGCUCUACAGUCUCUUUGGAAUCAUUUUAAUCCUACAAUGGAGCAACAAACAGCAUGAGCCACUUUCCAUCUGAUGGAGAGACCCAGACAAAGCAACAUGAAACAUUUUGUGUACUUGCAUCAGCUUUUUUCAGACAAUUAACCAAUACCUGGAUCUUGUAGUAAAACAAUAGGACGCUGCGCUCGAGGUCCGUGGGAACAUCUGAGAAGAACUGUGUGUAUUGUGUUUACUAAUAAUGUUACGUGUUUAACCUGCUGGUGUGUUUUGUGCCAUGUGGAAGUGUAGCUAAUGAGAAACAAUGGAUGAUGAUGAUGAGUAUGAUGAUGAUUUGUGAUGAUUACAGUUCAAAAGUCAUGCUUGCUUUGUUUUCGGUGUAUCUGUACUCUUAAGUGGCGAAUGUUUCUGUACUGCAUCUAAAGGACCGAUCGAACGAAUUAUUUUCUUACAAUACACUUUGUACUUGGCUGCA
Ictalurus punctatus (channel catfish) is the source of this 8496-nucleotide messenger RNA. It is a transcript of the gene myo9bl, whose product is annotated as unconventional myosin-IXb. Gene Ontology annotation, cellular component: myosin complex. Gene Ontology annotation, biological process: intracellular signal transduction. The transcript is spliced from 43 exons. The record is from RefSeq and is a predicted model, not a curated record. Lineage: Eukaryota; Metazoa; Chordata; Actinopteri; Siluriformes; Ictaluridae. Gene Ontology annotation, molecular function: ATP binding; microfilament motor activity; GTPase activator activity. The coding region runs from base 521 to 7183 and encodes 2220 amino acids.